Molecule: messenger RNA, 371 nt
Organism: Amoebophrya sp. A120
Lineage: Eukaryota; Dinophyceae; Syndiniales; Amoebophryaceae
Source: the annotation of a GenBank genome assembly
GAAUGGUCUACAGCAAAAAGAAAACGCCGAGCAGAGUUUUUGAAUUGUUUGUUUGUUUGUUGUAAUUGGAUUCGCAGUAUGCGGGUGGAGGUACUUCCUUCUUCUGACGAUUCUAGAGCUCAAGAAAAAUACGUUUCAAGUUUUUGAAUUUGAUAGAGAUUUGUGUAUAUUAUCAUGACGUUUAGAUGUCCUCCAGCUCCAUCUGCGGAAGGGACUGCACCUUUUUUGAUUUUGGGAAUACAUAGCGAUAGCUCAUAUUUGAAUCGUAUUAUCUUUUGGCCAUACGCAUUUACUUUUACAACUUUUAGUGUACUUCCUUCUUCUGAUGAUUCUAGAGCUCAAGAAAAAUACUUUUCAAGUUUUUGAAUUUG